This is a messenger RNA of Gigantopelta aegis, 3162 nucleotides long. RefSeq names its product cytoplasmic dynein 1 intermediate chain 2-like. The transcript is spliced from 19 exons. The record is from RefSeq and is a predicted model, not a curated record. NCBI's taxonomy places the organism in Eukaryota, Metazoa, Mollusca, Gastropoda, Neomphalida, Peltospiridae. Bases 94 to 2082 code for a protein of 662 amino acids. Gene Ontology annotation, cellular component: cytoplasmic dynein complex. Gene Ontology annotation, biological process: transport along microtubule. Gene Ontology annotation, molecular function: dynein light chain binding; dynein heavy chain binding.
CACAAAACUGGCAGACUUCCGGUUGUGGAAAUUUGCAAUGGAUGACGUCCAAAGGCUCAUUUCAUUUUGAUUUCUGCACAAAUUGAAGUCAGCAUGGCGGACAGAAAGGUUGAAUUGGAGAGGAAGAAGGCUCGCCUGGAGCAAAUGAGAAAAGAGCGGCAGGAAAAAGAACGACAGAAGAAGACGCGAGAGAAGGCUAGUUCUGUUGAAGUGACUCAGCAAAAGACUGAAGAACCGAAGGUGAAGCCACCUGUUGACCUGCGGACAGAGACUGAGGAAUUACUUAAGGAUUUAGGCAUUCCUCCUUCAGUGGAGACGCUGAGCCCGGAAACGAACAGUAGUUCGAGUAGUCAGCUGAGUGCAAGCGUUGCCAGCGGUGAUGGUGAUGUGGCUCAUGUCGUUACAAAGCCCAGUUCUCGUCGGAAAGUGAAGCUAAGUUUCUGUCGAGUGAGUGAAACCACAAUUCCGCCGCGUGAGAAUGUUGUGUAUAGCAAGGAAACGCAGACCGUAACCUCGGAGCCGCUGGACAAGGAUGGACAUAGAGUGAAAUCCCACAGCAGGCGUGGGCCAUGGGAUUAUUACGAUUCUACAUCUGAGUCGAGCAGUCCCAAACAGGUUCUUGUUUAUGAUGACAACGACAAAUCAGAUGAUGAAGCCGAUACGGACUCGAUGGACGUUGCCGUGGAUACGCCCCCAGCCCGACGUAUGCCCCACGUGGAACUUAUCGGACCAACCAUUUCACAAGAUGAGCUGGAGAAAAGGGAAGAGAAAAUUCCAGUGCGUGACAUCAGCGAGGAGGAGAAGCUGAAGAUAAUAAUGUCGGAGGACUUCACGACGUUUUUCGACAAGACGACGCGGAUCAUUGAGCGCGCCCUCGGCGAGAGCAGUGCCGACAUCUUUGUCGACUAUGCCGCUGGGGAGAGAGAGGGAGCUGAUGAUGAUGAUCUCGCUGGUGAGCGUCUCAAGAUGAAUCGGGAGUUUUUCGAUGACCGUUGGUCUCGUCAUCGAACUGUUACCAGCCUCGACUGGUCAACACAGCACCCCGAGUUGCUGGUUGCAUCGUACAACAUGAAUGAGGACUCCCAUCAUGACCCAGAUGGUGUGGCCUUGAUCUGGAACAUCAAGUUCAAGAAGGACACACCCGAAUACGUCUUCCACUGUCAGUCUCCGGUGAUGUCGACGUGUUUCGCCAAGUUUCACCCAAACCUGAUUGUUGGCGGGACGUACUCCGGGCAGAUCGUGCUGUGGGACAACCGAGUGAACAAACGGACGCCCGUACAGCGGACACCACUGUCGGCCGCAGCCCACACGCAUCCUGUGUACUGCGUGAAUGUCGUCGGAACCCAGAAUGCCCACAAUCUCAUCAGUGUGUCGACUGACGGCAAAAUGUGUUCAUGGAGUCUGGAGAUGCUUUCACAGCCGCAGGACAGUAUGGAGCUGCAUCACAAGCAGAACAAGGCGGUUGCAGUGACAAGUUUCUGCUUUCUGUCGGGCGAUGUUAACAACUUCGUAGUGGGGGCCGAGGACUGUACAGUCUACACGGCCUGUAGACAUGGCAGUAAAGCGGGAAUCAAUGAAGCCUUUGAUGGCCACCAGGGCCCGGUGACACAAGUGGAUUGUCACUCGGUACCGGGACAAAUCGACUUCUCUCCGUACUUCAUAACCUCGUCAUUUGACUGGACCAUCAAACUGUGGAGCAUCAAGGACCAGAAGUUUAUCCACUCGUUUGAGGACAACAGCGACUAUGUUUACGGUGUUGAGUGGUCUCCGAUUCACCCCGCUCUGUUUGCCAGCGUCGACGGAAUGGGAAGACUCGACCUGUGGAAUCUGAACAAUGAAACAGAAGUACCGACAGCGUCAGUUGUUGUGGAGAACAAUGUUGCCUUGAACCAGGUUCGCUGGCACCGUAGUGGUCACCACAUCAGCGUGGGAGACGACAUGGGCAGAAUUAAGAUUUACGACGUCGUUGAUCACAUUGCCAAUCCGAAGCCGGACGAGUGGUCGAGAUUCGUCCACACGAUUCAGGAGUUGAGACAGCACGCGCAGGAGAGAGAAGAGGAUUCCAACAUGGCGCUGCGAUAACCCUGUGACCCCGUGUACAGAACUAUUUAUAUUGAACCAGCAUCUUCUCUUUGCAUUGCUUUGGCUAUAUCGACAGUAUCUGGGUGGAUUUUUAAGCAUACAGCAUCAUCUCAUUUGACAUUUUGUGCAACAUUUUGCUUAUAAUUUUUUUUUUAUUAUUAUUAUUUGUUUUUUUUCCAUUAUUAUUAAAGGGUAUUAGUAAAAGACGAAGCAUUAUUUAAUUCAUUGACAUAAUUGUGUUUCGUUUAAGGAAUAUGAACUCAAAAUGUGUUUACAACUCGACUACUAUGACUAUGACAAGUCUCGUUCCUUUUAACAGAAAUUAUCAGUAUACUAGAAUAUUUAGAAAAAGCCUACUUUUGACUUAACAUUGUAAUAGUGCUUUGAGUUUUGAUUUUCCUAUUUGUGUUGAAUGUAAACAUUUUAUUUUAUCAUACAAUUGGGAUAUGUGCAAAUUUUUAGACUGCAAGACUACAAACUUUAAAAGUAAUCGAUUUCAAGAGAGACUAGCACUUUAUAUUUACACAAAGAAAUUAAUUAAGCCUACCUCCCCCACCACCAUCCCACCCCUGAAAAAGAAAAGAUAAACGACACUGAUCUACCCUUUGAUAAAAAUACAACUUUUAUUUGAUUUAUCCAGGGCACAAUAUUUUACUGGCCCAUCCGUAUAUUCCAUUUUCAUUGGUUGAAACUAGUGUGAGAUUUUAAUGUAUUUUGCACUCUUAAGACACAAUUUGGAUACACAUUUAGAAAAACUACUGAAUUCCCGGCUUUUGAACGUAGGUGGAUUUAUGAGAAUAUUAAAGUGGUUUCAUAACUUGAUUAACACAGGUGGUUUCAAUAUGGGUUGACUGCAUAAUCGGGUUUGAUCAUUGAUUUCUCCCAAUGUCUUGCAGUCUUUACUAAAAAAUUGUUUACUUUUUUGCAUUACUGGUUAUGGUUUAUUUUAAUACUUUUGGUGCUACCUUAUUUGUUUGUAAAAUAAAUCUGUACAGGGCAAGCCAAAUAUACAAACAUGUAAUAACUAGUUAAUAGCUUGUACAUUGUAGUUACUUGAAUAAAAUGCGUGCUAUAUUGAAA